This is a messenger RNA of Lethenteron reissneri (Far Eastern brook lamprey), 1848 nucleotides long. RefSeq names its product GTP binding protein 3, mitochondrial (gene GTPBP3). Gene Ontology annotation, biological process: tRNA wobble uridine modification; tRNA methylation. Gene Ontology annotation, molecular function: GTPase activity; protein binding; GTP binding. Lineage: Eukaryota; Metazoa; Chordata; Hyperoartia; Petromyzontiformes; Petromyzontidae. Gene Ontology annotation, cellular component: mitochondrion; cytoplasm. The record is from RefSeq and is a predicted model, not a curated record.
CACGCACGUGUUUCGGGUAAGUUGACCGAGUGGGGGGCCUGCGUCUUCAGGUCGCGACGCAACUUCAACAUUUCGACUUGGGCAGACGUCGCCGGCUACAAACGCACAACUCCGCUCGCAAGAACCCCGUGUCAGCCAGCCGCUAGAAUCGAGAGGUCACGGCGACCGGCGAUGAUGACCCCGGGCUACGCGUGGCACCGCCGCGUCUGGCGAUCGGCAGCAGCGGUGGCCGCCGUGCGCAGGUGGAGCGGCUCGCAGCUCCACGGGACCCCGGCGGACGAUCGUAACGGACGAGACGGACGGUCGGCCUGGAUGGAGGACGGACGACGGAACGGGCGCGGGGACGCCUCCUCCGUGUUCGCGCUGUCGUCCGGCGGAGGCCGCGCCGGCGUUGCGGUGCUCAGGGUGUCGGGCCCGCAUGCCGCUGCCGCCCUGCUGCGCAUGACGGGCGCGAGGGCCCUGCCGCGUCCGCGCCACGCCGCCCUGCGCCGCAUCAUUCACCCGCUGUCCGGGGAGGCCCUCGACAGGGGCCUGGUGCUCUGGUUUCCAGGACCCAACAGUUUCACCGGCGAGGACUCGUGUGAGUUCCAGGUCCACGGAGGACCUGCGGUGGUGAGCGCUGUCCUUCGAGCUCUAGGAGAGAUCGAGGGCCUGCGCCCGGCCGAGGCUGGAGACUUCACGAAGCGCGCGUUCCAGAACGGGCGCCUGGAGCUCACGGAGGUGGAGGGCCUGGGCGACUUGAUCCACGCCGAGACCGAGGCCCAGAGGCGGCAGGCCCUGCGGCAGAUGGAGGGGGAUCUGGGCCGCCUCUACUCGGCCUGGAGUGACCGCCUCAAGCAGUGUCUCGCCCACGUGGAGGCCUACAUUGACUUCAGCGAAGACGACAACAUUGAGGAUGGUGUUCUGCAGCGCGUGGAGGCUGAGGUGCGGCGGCUGAGUGCCGAGGUCUCCGCUCACCUGCGCGACGGGCGGCAGGGCGAGCGGCUGCGCAGUGGCCUGCAGGUGGUGAUCGCGGGGCCCACCAACGCCGGCAAGAGCAGCCUCCUCAACGCGCUGUGCCAGCGCCCGGCCGCCAUCGUGUCUCCGAUAGCGGGGACGACGCGCGACGUGGUGGAGACGGCGCUGGACCUGGCCGGCUACCCCAUCGUGCUGAGCGACACGGCCGGCCUGCGGCCCUCGCUCGACCCUGUGGAGCAGGAGGGCGUCCGCCGAGCACGGCAGAGGCUGCGGCAAGCGGACAUCGCUGUGGUGGUGCUGGAUGCAACGGAGGUGGCGCGUGGCUCGCGCGACCUCGAGGCGAUGCUGCUCGCUCGCGCGCAGUCGAUCCUCGACGACGGGGACUUCGCGACCCCCGCGACCACCGCGACCCCCGCGACCCCCGCGACCCCCGUGACCCCCGCGCUCAUCCCGCUCCCGCCGGAGGAUGGGAGCCAAGCGUCAGAGCGCAGGGAGUGCAUCGUGGUGCUGAACAAGGUGGAUCUCCUGCAGCGAGACGCGGCGGAGGCGAGGAUGGGGGAGCGCGGGAUGCCGGGAGUGUGCGCCGUGUCCUGCCAGACGGAGGAGGGUCUCGACGAGUUCCUCCGGCUGCUCAAGGAGAAAGUGGAGAAAAUGUGCGGUGACCCCCUGACCGGCCACGCCAGCCUCACGCAGGCCCGACACCGCACGCUGCUAGGCGGCUGCGCCGCCGCACUGAGCGACUUCCUGGCGGCGUCGGGGCCCGCGAUGGAUGUGGUGCUGGGAGCCGAGCACCUGCGCUCUGCCAUGCGGCAGCUCGGACGCAUCACCGGCCGCGUCGGUGCCGAGGACAUCCUCGACGUCAUCUUCCGGGACUUCUGCAUCGGGAAGUGA